AUGAAACUUAUCUUUGCUGUCUAUCGUACUUGUGUUCGACUUAAUUCAGGUAUUACGCACGUGAAUAAAACGCGAGCAAUGACCUCAUUUAGAAUUCCGUUGCAUCGUGUUAAAGGUACCCAUUAUGAAUGUGCACACACCAUAGGAAUUUUGACGCAUGAAGUAAUUCGUCAUCGUAUUGCUAAUGAUCUUACUUAUUUAUCAAAACUAUUUACAUUCGUACAAACUGAUGAUGGUCGUAGAUUAUAUCAAGAUUUCGUGGAAAAAAUACGUCUAUUAUAUCCGUGGUAUUGGGAUGAAAUUCGUGGUUUAGCUGAUGGUUCAAAUAUUGCUUUAGAACAAAUACUUGUUUUAAACUUUUUGAAUGAAACUCGAACAGCUUAUCGUUUAUCGGAAGAGAAGAAAAACUCCGACAAUGAGACUGGUGAGAAAGGUUGUACCACUGUAUUGAUUAAUCGAAAAGAUACUAAUACUUUAUCAUUAUUACAUAAUGAAGAUCAUUCAGCGACUUUAUUUACGACAAGUUACCUUGUUGAAGCCGAUAUUCAAUCAAGUAAAUAUAAUGAUGAUAAACGAGAAAGUCCAAAUGAAAAAUUUAUCGCUUUUUGUUAUGCUGGAUCUAUUCCAGGAAACGCUUUUGGUGUAAAUAAACAUGGCUUUGCAUGUUCAUUAAAUGGACUUUAUCCAAAUUUUGUCGGACAUGGUCGUCUACCAAGACAAAUAGUUAAUCGAGCAUUACUUUCAAUACAAAAUGAAGAUGAAUUAGAUAAAUUACUUCAAUCAUCACCGAUCGCAUAUGGGUUUUGUAUCAAUGGAGGUUUCAUACAUCAAUCUCAAUACUUACUUAACUAUGAACUAGGUCCGAAUUUAAACAUUGAUAACGAAAACUAUAUUAGCAAACAUCUUAUUAUCAAUAGUGAAGAAACUGUUGAAAAGGAGAAAAACUUUUCUACAGCAUUGAAUUUUCUUGUUCAUUAUAACCAUUACGAACAUUUAAAUGAUGUUAUUAUUCAACAGAAAGCACUUGAAUCAUCAUAUAGUCGUUGGAGACGUGCUCAAGAAAUUGGAGAAAUAUUUACUAUUGACGAUGCUCUAUCUUUAUUGGGUGAUGAUAAAAAUCAAUUGUUUCCUAUCUUUCGUUUACCAAAUCAAACUAAUAUUAAUUCUGCAACACUAUGCACAGUACACAUCAAUUUUCUAACCUUAGAACUUACUGUUUAUCAAAGCAAUCCAAAAGAAAAAAAUCAAACAACAUUAAUUUAUAAUCUAGGAGAAUUGUUGAGUUAG
Rotaria socialis is the source of this 1287-nucleotide messenger RNA. The record is from the annotation of a GenBank genome assembly. NCBI's taxonomy places the organism in Eukaryota, Metazoa, Rotifera, Eurotatoria, Philodinida, Philodinidae.